Molecule: messenger RNA, 1686 nt
Organism: Perkinsus marinus ATCC 50983
Lineage: Eukaryota; Perkinsozoa; Perkinsida; Perkinsidae
Product: merozoite surface protein-3, putative
Exons: 3
Coding region: 1-1686 (561 amino acids)
Source: RefSeq, a predicted model, not a curated record
AUGGGCUAUCGGGCUCUAGUUGACGAGAAGGAGAGGUAUGAGAAGGCAGUGAUGAGGAAACGUGAGGGAGCGAGGCUGAUGGAGAAGGCAAUUCACUCAGUGAUGCGUAACGUCGUCAGUGAUACCGUGCGGCGGUGGUGCGUCUCAGUGGCUCGUCGAUCCCGUCAUUUGGGUACCUGCAGAGUGGGGGAGGUAUGCGACUCACCUAUGGAGGAGAAGAGUCACCGCGGUAGGGAGGAGGCCGUCGUGGUCAGUGAGGAGGCUGACGAGGUCAGUGAGGAGACGGCCGAGGUCAAUGAGGAGACCGCCGAGGUCAAUGAGGAGACCACGGAGGUCAAUGAGGAGACCGCCGAGGUCAGUGAGGGGAUUGUCGAGGUCAGUGAGGGGACCGCCGAGGUCAAUGAGGAGACCGCCGAGGUCAGUGAGGAGACCGCCGAGGUCAGUGAGGGGAUUGUCGAGGUCAGUGAGGGGACCGCCGAGGUCAAUGAGGAGACCGCCGAGGUCAGUGAGGGGAUUGUCGAGGUCAGUGAGGGGACCGCCGAGGUCAGCGAGGAGACCGUGGAGGUCAAUGAGGGGACCGCCGAGGUCAGUGAGGAGACCGCCGAGGUCAGUGAGGAGACCGCCGAGGUCAGUGAGGAGACCGCCGAGGUCAGUGAGGAGACCGCCGAGGUCAGUGAGGGCACCACCGAGGUCUGUGAGGGGACCACGAAGGUCAGUGAGGAGGCCGGCGAAAUUAGUGAGGAGGCUGACGGGGUCAGUGCUGAAGCGGAGAACGAGGUGAGAGUAUCAGCGGAAGGGCCGUUGAAAGGUGAUAACCCGGAUGUACCCGAUAACGUCUUGGGAGCACCACAUCCAUCUUUUGAUGAGACUAUGACGGCCAUUGGUGAGAGGGUCUCCCAGCCGUCUUCUCAAUCGUCAGUGGAUACUCUCAAAUCUAACCGCAGCCUCAUAGACGAGGCCCCUGGGGAGCUCAAAUGGGAAGUCGAAGAGGGAGAGAUGAGAACAGCGAGUGGCGCAAAUCUUGAGACUCGCGAGGACGUUGACUACUCAUCGGCAAAGGAAAUCUCUAGACACGUAGUGGCGGAACUGGGUGGGCUUGAGGUAUCGGUAUUUGAUACGGCACAUGAGCAGCAGCAGGAGCAGGAGCUUGCUGUCACUGAGGAGGCCACAUCCUUCUGUCGGGAGUUGUCCGCGGUCGGUGAAGUUGUGGAGGAGUUGGAUGGUGGUGUGCGCUCCGAAGAUGUUCGAGUAGCAUGGAGUCAUCCUGGGGGUAUCUUAGGGUUGAGCGAGCAAGAUACGGAAGAGGCCCAGUCAAGGCCCGCAAGUGAGCAUGGCAAGCAAACUGAUGGCAGUCCAUCCCCCUGUGAAGAGCUGACGUCGUCUGUACAGCAACCUGCAGUCAGCACAGAAUCCAACCCGUCCAUCAUUCGGCACGCCAAUGAUGAACAUUGGCCGGCCCAAGUCGAGAGCCCCGAGUCAUUCAGUGGGGCCGGGAGGAAAUCAUUGACGACCGUUGAGGAAAUGCAAGACGACAAGUUUGAGAAGAACGUCGCUUUUCAGAAGCACUUUAAAGUUCCUCCGUUGCCACUUCAGCGAGUCACGAGGACUGGCCGGAAGGCGGUACGGCUCCCCCCUCCCACAAGAGAUUGGGAAACUAUCGAGUUUACAGACUCAUCACCAGAAUGA